Molecule: messenger RNA, 483 nt
Organism: Didymodactylos carnosus
Lineage: Eukaryota; Metazoa; Rotifera; Eurotatoria; Philodinida; Philodinidae
Source: the annotation of a GenBank genome assembly
AUGUCAAUCGUUAUUGCACUCUUGGUGUUCAUUAUUUUACCGUAUUAUUUAACUGGAAAUGUCGUCGUCUAUACAAGUAAUGGUUACAAAUUAACUAUUGAAAAUAAAGAUGAUAGUUUUUCGAAUGAAACUCGUCAACAUCUCAUAGACACGUAUUUUAAAGUGAUGCCCGAAAUGAACGCCUACUUUGGUCAAAACAAACGAGAUGCUCGUCUCACCAUUGACCCAGGUUAUAAGGGUGCUGCAGUUACAACUGGAUCAAAUAUCGUGUUGAGUGCUGAAUUUAUUCGCAAGUAUCCAGAAAGUUAUGACGCGGUCACCCAUGAAUUUGCUCAUGUUGUUCAAAGUUAUCCAAAAUAUGAUCCAAGUUGGCUUGUUGAAGGUAUUGCUGAUUUUGCACGAUACAAGUGGGGCGUUAAUAAUAAAAAAGGUGGUUGGUCUCUACCGGAUUUUAAGUCAGAUCAAAAAUAUACAGAUGCCUAA